Molecule: messenger RNA, 1290 nt
Organism: Betta splendens (Siamese fighting fish)
Lineage: Eukaryota; Metazoa; Chordata; Actinopteri; Anabantiformes; Osphronemidae
Product: transcription factor HES-2-like
Exons: 4
Coding region: 193-780 (195 amino acids)
Biological process (GO): regulation of transcription by RNA polymerase II; regulation of neurogenesis; anterior/posterior pattern specification
Cellular component (GO): nucleus
Molecular function (GO): DNA-binding transcription factor activity, RNA polymerase II-specific; RNA polymerase II cis-regulatory region sequence-specific DNA binding; protein dimerization activity
Source: RefSeq, a predicted model, not a curated record
UUGAUGCUUUUGUGUUGUUUUCGUGGAACCGGCAGCCUAUCCACAUAGUUUCGCGUCGGCGUGGGGGCGUACCCGUGACGCACGAAGACUGACGCCACGGACCCGCAUAUAAACCGGAGCUCGCAACCGUUAGAGACACAUCCUCUGAUUUGUGCUUUGAACGCAGCCCAGACCCAAAAGUCGUCGCUGAAAAUGUCUCCAAACAUGACUUGCGAAGCUCUCCAGUCUUUUCCUCCAAGACUGACCGUGGCCAAACGAAAAGAGGCUCUUCAACUCAGGAAGACUAUGAAACCUUUGAUGGAAAAAAGGAGGCGCGCUCGAAUCAACGACAGCCUGAAUCACCUGAAAACCCUCAUUCUUCCCCUCACAGGCAGAGAUAAGAAUCGCUACUCGAAGCUUGAGAAAGCCGAUAUCCUCGAAAUGACUGUGAGAUUCCUCAGCGACAUCCCUCCAGUAAAAUCCAAAAGCUCCACGGACAGUUACAGAGACGGCUACAAAGCCUGCCUGCAGCGCGUCUCCGCUCUGCUUCCGGGCAUGCGCGCGGACCCGGACGCGUGCCAGCGGGUGCGCGACUUCAUCCAGCGGUCCGCGUCCGCCGCCGUCGCCGCGACCUGCCUCAACUGCUGCGCUCAAAGCUCCAAGAGUCUCCCUCAGAUCCAGCAGAAAAUCAUGAGCCUCAGAUCCAGACUGGGCCCCGGUCCGUCCGGGAGCGGCAGCAGCAGCAGCGGAGCGCAGCCGCACGCGCAGCCUCUCAGCAGCGGCAUGUGGAGACCGUGGUAGACGUCUCAGCAGGAAGUGGCCGAUUCUUCCUUUAGCCCGCAAAUAGGCUAAAUCUAUUAUAUGCGGGGUUGUCUUUGAUAUGUAUCACUUGUAAAUACGCACGGUGAUUCGCUCGUUUCGGCUGAUGAGAGGCCAGAAUUCAUCCUUGAAUUGUUCGUUUGAGUAUUAUAUACUUACGUUAUGCGCACGAGUCUAAUGUCCUGUAUAAGUUGACACGUUUGGACAGUCGUAUUUUUAAUCUGCAUGUAUGUAUCGGGUAAAUAUUUAGUCCUCCUUGUGGACUGGAUGAUUAGGGGCUAUUGAAACAGCCCUGUAAGACCCAAAGGGUCAGUGUAUGUAUGAAUUUGUACAAUAGACGUCAGUGUCCUGAGUCUGUGCGGAUGACAUGUGUAGACAUUAUAUGUCUCUGUAUAUCAAGUAUCUCUGUUGGGGGAUAUUUUAUUUUUGCUAUUUGCAGCAAAUGUUGUACAUAUACACCUUAAAACACAAUAAAACUAAGCUGUCGGGCUA